Molecule: messenger RNA, 1720 nt
Organism: Paralichthys olivaceus (Japanese flounder)
Lineage: Eukaryota; Metazoa; Chordata; Actinopteri; Pleuronectiformes; Paralichthyidae
Gene: scn3b
Product: sodium channel, voltage-gated, type III, beta
Biological process (GO): sodium ion transport; ventricular cardiac muscle cell action potential; regulation of sodium ion transmembrane transporter activity
Cellular component (GO): voltage-gated sodium channel complex; membrane
Molecular function (GO): transmembrane transporter binding; sodium channel inhibitor activity
Source: RefSeq, a predicted model, not a curated record
CACUGAUGUGGUCAGAGUGGAGUCAGAGGGAGUGACUCACGCAUGCGCAUCACAACCUGCGCUCCUGUGACUGCUGGGAAACAAAGGCAGGGAUCCUCGGCCGGGAGAGAAGUCAUCAGUCAUCUUGAAUCCAGGAAACAGACUCCAGACUGUCAGGGGUGUGAUUCUAUGAGCGGAGGAGUACCAUCAGUGUUCCUGCUGCUCUUCCACCUAGGCCAGCCAGUAUGUGUCGAUGUGCCCUCGGCGACAGAAGCCGUCCUUGGGAAAUCCAUGAUGUUGACCUGCAUCUUCUGUAUGAAGAGGGAGGAGAUCAAAGCAAAGACACGUGUGGAUUGGUACUACAUGCCAACAAAUGAAAAAGACAUCCCAAAAACUCAUAUAUAUAAGUAUGAGAAAGAUGUGCCAUCACAACUGGACGGACCAUUUAAGGGCCGUCUUACCUGGAACGGGAGCUACGACUUGCAAGAGGUCUCCAUUGAAAUCCAUAAUGUCACUUACAAUGACAGUGGUAUCUAUGAGUGCCAUGUGGUUCGUGAUUUCGACUACUUCACUCACUCCGUGUAUGUCGUGAAGAACAUCACGCUGAAGGUGAAAGAGAAAGCCAGUAACGAGGCCGCGGCGCUCUACUCUGAGAUCAUGAUGUAUGUGCUGCUGGUGUUCCUGACCCUGUGGCUGCUGGUAGAAAUGGUCUACUGCUACAGGAAGAUCUCCAACUCUGAUGAGCAGGCGCAGGACACAGCGUACUGACCAAUCACUCUCGUCUCCAUCGUCAAGAGACAGAAACAAGAAUAGACUUCACGACCCAGUCCCUGCCUCUAUGAAGGUGUCAUUACUCGCAGACGGCCGAGGGAAUCCCGCAAACCCUACCUCCCCUUUGUAUCGGCUGUGUCUUGUGGAGAGCCAGUCAAAAAUGUUUUGAGUGGUCUGAUUUUCACCUCCUUUUCCUCCCAUCUUUUAUUUUUCUUUUUUUCCUUCAUGCAGACAUCUGAAAGCAUAAAUGCAGCAGGUCACAGAACAAACUGUCAGUGUCCUGCACAUCAAAUCAGAAAAAUACCAACCAUGCUUUAUUCAGACCGGCCAGUGCAUAGAGUUACUACACAAUGUCUUAGUAGUGAGUGUUGCCUAUGUGAUAUACAACCUAUUGUAAUAUAUAUAUAUAUACUAUCUGAGGAAAGAAUCUGCCGUUUUACUGACUGUGCUGUUUGCCUGGUUCAUUUUGUUUUAUUACAAUUUUCUAGACCAUGCUGAGAUUUAUGAGCCACAGUUGUAUUUGUACCGGCCGAUAUCUUUUUUCAAUGUCUUUUUAAGGAAAAUGGUUUGCAUAGAUUUUAUAUUGACUGGAUCUGCAUUUCUUCCUCUUAUAGUGUUUGUGUUUUGGAAACAUUCAUAACUUGCAAAACCAUAUCAAGUCACCAGUUCAGCUAAUCUGAGUUCAGCUAGAGGUCCCUUCUAUACUCUCCUCCGUGCAAAUCUUUAAUCCAUGUAACAUCAAAGUACAUUCAGUGAGUUGAGCCUUACUGCACACAGUUACUCUAAACUCCUCUGGGCUUUGACUGUUGCUGAUGAAGUAACAUUGCUAUUGAGAACCAGUGUGUGCCUAUUUCGAUAGUGCGAAACUGUAGAAAUGUAUAUAUGUAGUGAUUCAAUCAUUUAGUGCUGUUCAUUGUCUGUUACAGAUAAAACAUUUCCUGUGUGAGUGAGCUGCUUUUGAACUAUUAAA